Messenger RNA from Paramecium pentaurelia, 680 nucleotides. The record is from the annotation of a GenBank genome assembly. Lineage: Eukaryota; Ciliophora; Oligohymenophorea; Peniculida; Parameciidae.
GAUGUACUCAUAUGCUCCAUUAGGUGUCUCUUAUGCUUCUCCCUUAGCAACAUCAAUAGCAAGACCAUUGCCAGGUUAGAAAUGAUUCCAAUAACAUUUAGUUGGAUAUGCAGCCCCAGUGUCUUAUGCUGCUCCAGUUUCCUAUGCUGCUCCAGUUACCUAUGCUCCUCCAGUUUCUUAUGCUGCUCCAGUCUCUUAUGCAGCACCUUAAUACUCAUCAAUCAGAGGAGAAUCUAGAGUUGAAUAUGUGCCAUAUCAAAAACCAGUGGUAGAAUUAGAAGAAGAAGUCAGAACUGUUUAGGUAUUAAGAUGACAUAAAAAAUUAGGUUCCAAGAUAAAAGUGGGUUACAGAUUAUUACCCUGUAGAAUAUCAAAAGGAAUACGUUCCAUAAGUAUCUUAUGAGAAAUAAAUUGAUUAUGUUCCUGUUGAAAAAAAUGUUCCAAGAGUUGAUUAUUUAGAAUAUGAAAGAGAAGUAUAUUAAUUUUUUAAAUUUUAUUUUAGGUUAGAAGAGCUCCUCCUGCUCCAGUCUCUUAUGCAUCACCUCUUUCUUACAGCUAUGUAGCACCAGUAGCUCCAGUAAGAACAAGUGUUGUUGCACCAACAUAUGGUUAUGGUUAUGCUCCAUCUUACAGUUAUGCAGCACCAACAUUUGGAUAUGGAUCAGUUUACAGAUAUUGAU